This is a messenger RNA of Vombatus ursinus (common wombat), 2577 nucleotides long. Its product is annotated as DNA-directed RNA polymerase III subunit RPC3. Gene Ontology annotation, biological process: DNA-templated transcription. The record is from RefSeq and is a predicted model, not a curated record. NCBI's taxonomy places the organism in Eukaryota, Metazoa, Chordata, Mammalia, Diprotodontia, Vombatidae. The coding region runs from base 899 to 2506 and encodes 535 amino acids. Gene Ontology annotation, molecular function: single-stranded DNA binding. The transcript is spliced from 15 exons. Gene Ontology annotation, cellular component: RNA polymerase III complex.
GCGACCAACGAGGCGAGGGAAAGAGAGGCCCUUCCGGCACGGCCAGGAGAGUGGCGCCUCCCGCUAACCCCCGAGCUCGUCGGCUCCCAAACGUCAGUCCUCCUGCGGGCCAGCGAGAAUAAGGGACGCGUCUGCCCGGAAAUCGCGAAGAACAGGGAGGGCGUGUAGAGCGGCAUACUCUUUAUCCCUUCCUGCGCAGCCCCCGCCCCCGGGAGCGGAAAGAACGUGAGAGUGCCUGAGUCCCCGGAAGAAGACCCGGAAGGAGUUGUGAGCAGUGCGGAAGAGCUCUGUCCGGGUGGUCUCCGCAGCUCACUGUCCCGGAGUGAUAAGGGUGAGGACGGAAUCGUGAUUGUAAGCAGCUAGGUUCCGGGUUCGGAGCCAGAAGCGGAGACUGGGCCCGACCUAGUUGCUGUAACGGGGGAUUUCUUCUCGUCGUUCCCCGAAGCUGGAGGCUCUGGAGAGAAGGGGGCACCGGGAAAGAGAUGGAAGGAAGCCAUUCAGUUCAGUAAUAGUUCAUAAACAUCUGUUAAGCACCUACUAUGUGCCAGGCGCUGUGGUAAGCGCUGGGAUACAAAAGAGGCAAAAGGACAGUGCCUGCCCUCAAGGAGCUUACAGUCGAAAGGGCCUGGGAGCAGAGCCAGGGAUGGGCCCUUGAUGAGCCAAGAUGUGCGCAGGCACACUGCCCCUCUACCUCUCCUGAGGCCAGAGCCUCGGUGUCCACUGCGUUGGGACGGUCCAGCAUCAAAUCAAACACAAGGGAUGCAAAGUUCCCUCUUCCCGCCUUCCUCCACCUCUUUCCUGGGUCUCCAUAAAGAACAUUUUCUUCUUUGGUGGAAUGUGAAGCUCACAUUGGCCUAUUCGUGGGUCCAGUUUGCUAGUACUGGGACUUCAUAACACAAUGACUCAAGCAGAAAUUAAACUAUGUUCCUUGCUGCUCCAAGAGCAUUUUGGAGAGAUAGUGGAUAAAAUUGGAACUCAUCUUAUCAGAACAGGCAGCCAACCAUUGAGAGCAAUUGUCCAUGACACAGGGACAUCACUAGAUCAGGUGAAAAAAGCCCUGUGUGUCCUUAUCCAGCAUAACUUGGUAACAUACCAGAUACACAAACGGGGGGUUGUGGAAUAUGAAGCCCACUGCAGCCGGAUUCUGCGCAUCCUGCGGUAUCCCCGCUACAUCUAUACAGCCAAGACUUUGUACAGUGACACGGGAGAACUGAUUGUUGAGGAACUCCUGCUCAACGGGAAGAUGACCAUGUCGGCCGUGGUAAAGAAGGUGGCCGACCGACUCACGGAAACCAUGGAGGAUGGGAAAACAAUGGAUUAUUCCGAGGUAUCCAGCACAUUCUGCCGUCUAGCAGACACGCACUUUGUACAACGAUGCCCCCUUGUUCCUGAUCCCCCAGAAAGUGCUGACGCUCAGCCACCGCCACCCGCCCCGACACUCAGCAUUAACGAGAAGGAUAUGUACCUGGUUCCCAAACUGAACCUCGUAGGAAAAGGAAAGAGGAGGCGAUCAUCUGAUGACGAUGCAGCCGGGGAGCCAAGGCCUAAGCGGCCCAAACAGACAGCAGAGAGCAAAGAGCCCAUUCCAGAUGAUGGCAUUUACUGGCAAGCCGACCUGGACAGGUUCCACCAGCACUUCCGUGACCAGUCGAUUGUGAGCGCAGUAGCCAACAGAAUGGAUCAGACCAGCAGCGAGAUUGUCCGGACCAUGCUCCGGAUGAGUGAAAUCACAACUUCCUCCUGCGCUCCCUUCACGCAGCCCCUGUCUUCGAAUGAGAUCUUCAGAUCUCUCCCCGUUGGAUAUAACAUUUCAAAGCAAGUCCUUGAUCAGUAUCUGACUCUUCUGGCAGAUGACCCACUAGAGUUUGUUGGGAAAUCAGGAGACAGCGGUGGAGGAAUGUAUGUCAUCAACCUCCACAAGGCAUUGGCAUCACUGGCCAUGGCAACACUGGAGUCCAUUGUGCAGGAAAGGUUUGGGUCUCGCUGUGCCAGGAUAUUCCGGCUGGUUUUGCGGAAAAAGCACCUGGAGCAGAAGCAAGUGGAAGACUUUGCCAUGAUUCCUGCUAAAGAAGCAAAGGACAUGCUGUAUAAGCUGCUGUCAGAAAACCUUAUCUCCUUACAGGAGAUCCCUAAAACACCUGACCAUGCGCCGUCUCGAACCUUCUACCUGUAUACGGUGAAUUCCCUGUCUGCUGCCCGCAUGCUGCUGCGUCGCUGCUACAAGAGCAUUGCCAACUUGAUAGAAAGGCGGCAGUUUGAGACCAAAGAGAACAAGCGAUUGCUGGAGAAGUCCCAGCGGGUGGAAGCCAUCCUCGCAUCCAUGCAGGCCACAGGGGCCGAAGAGGCCCAGCUCCAGGAGAUCGAGGAGAUGAUCACGGCUCCCGAGCGCCAGCAGCUGGAGGGUCUGAAGCGCAACGUCAACAAGUUAGAUGCCAGCGAGAUCCAAGUGGAUGAAACCAUCUUUGUGCUGGAGUCAUACACAGAGAGUACCAUGAAAAGAGCCUGACUCAAGGGGAAAGCCUUCCUUGGAGGAGAGCAUGGGGAGGAAUAAAAGGCACAUUAGCUCUGCUCUUCCUA